Molecule: messenger RNA, 11247 nt
Organism: Coregonus sp. 'balchen'
Lineage: Eukaryota; Metazoa; Chordata; Actinopteri; Salmoniformes; Salmonidae
Source: the annotation of a GenBank genome assembly
AUGGCGGUAUUCGGUGGCGUGCCUCUGUUCUACAUGGAGCUGGCACUGGGGCAGUUCCACCGCAGCGGCUGCAUCUCCAUCUGGAAACACAUCUGCCCCAUUUUCAAGGGUAAGAAGAGAGGAGGGGAGAAGAGAAGAGAGGGGGGAGGGGGGAGGGGGGGGGGGGAAUUUUACUAAUUUUGUUAACACAAUGAAGCUUGUCAAAACUAUUUUUUAUAAGUGUUAUGGAGAGGAGAGGAGUCAGGAGAGGAGAGGAGUCAGGAGAGGAGAGGAGUCAGGAGAGGAGUCAGGAGAGGAGAGGAGUCAGGAGAGGAGAGGAGAGGAGUCGGGAGAGGAGAGGAGUCGGGAGAGGAGAGGGUUCGGGAGAGGUGAGGGGUCGGGAGAGGAGAGGAGUCAGGAGAGGAGUCGGGAGAGGAGAGGAGUCGGGAGAGGAGAGGGGUCGGGAGAGGAGAGGGGUCGGGAGAGGAGAGGGGUCGGGAGAGGAGAGGAGUCGGGAGAGGAGAGGAGUCGGGAGAGGAGAGGAGAGGAGUCGGGAGAGGAGAGGAGAGUAGUCGGGAGAGGAGAGGAGAGGAGUCGGGAGAGGAGAGGAGUCGGGAGAGGAGUGGAGUCAGGAGAGGAGAGGAGUCAGGAGAGGAAAAAUAAAGAGGUCUGAGCACGCCCCCAUUCUCAUCGACGGGGCUGUAGUGGAGCAGGUUGAGAGCUUCAAGUUCCUUGGUGUCCACAUCACCAACAAACUAACAUGGUCCAAGCACACCAAGACAGUCGUGAAGAGGGCACGACAAAACCUAUUCCCCCUAAGGAGACUGAAAAGAUUUGGCAUGGGUCCUCAGAUCCUCAAAAGGUUCUACAGCUGCACCAUCGAGAGCAUCCUGACUGGUUGCAUCACUGCCUGGUAUGGCAACUGCUCGGCCCCCGACCACAAGGCACUACGGAGGGUAGUACGUACGACCCAGUACAUCACUGGGGCCAAGCUUCCUGCCAUCCAGGACCUCUAUACCAGGCGUUGUCAGAGGAAGACCCUAAAAAUGGUCAAAGACUCCAGCCACCCUAGUCAUAGACUGUUCUCUCUGCUACUGCACGGCAAGCGGUACCGGAGCGCCAAGUCUAGGUCCAAGAGGCUUCUAAACAGCUUCUAUCCCCAAGCCAUAAGACUCCUGAACAUCUAAUCAAAUGGCUACCCAGACUAUUUGCAUUGCCCCCUCUGCUGCUACGCUCUGUUUAUUAUCUAUGUAUAGUCACUUUAAUAACUCUACCUACAUGUACAUAUUACCUAAAUUACCUCAACUAACCGGUGCCCCCGCACAUUGACUCGGUACCGGUACCCCCUGUAUAUAGCCUCGCUAUUGUUAUUGUUACUGUUGCUCUUUAAUUAUUUAUUACUUUUAUUUCGUAUUAUUUUAUAUUGUAUUUUUUUGUGUGAUUUUUGUUGUUGUUGUAUUCUUUCUUAAAACUGCAUUGUUGGUUAAGGGCUUGUAAGUAAGCAUUUCACUGUAAGGUCUACACCUGUUGUAUUCGGCGCAUGUGACAAAUAAAAAUGUAUUUGAUUUGAGUCAGGAGAGGAGAGGAGUCAGGAGAGAAGAGGAGAAGAGUGGAGUGGCAUAUCCAGAGAGACAGUGACCAGCUAGCUGCCUGUUACAGCAGAUAGAUAAGUGAAUGUCUGAGAGACAGAUAACAUGAACUCCCCAACCCCUUCGGCACAUUCCUCAUGAAAGCCUCUGCAUCCCCUUGAUGUUAUGAUGUCCAGCUCUCUGUUAUGGAAAUUGUCACAUUUCCCACGGAAAUGCCAGCAUGCUUAGAAACAUGAUGUUAUGUAAAUCCCAGUUGUUUCCAAAUGUCAACUCCUACUUGAGUUGAACUUGAGUUAGCUUGAAAAUAGAUAGAUAGGUAUAGAUCUCUGAGUGAUGGAGGGAGCGACUGAGCACCGACCGAACUGACCAACGCCACAAUACAGAACACACCUUCAUCUCAAACUCUCUUCUCAUCUGGUCGGAGUCUGGUCUAGCGGUAGUGCAACCAGUUCAAUACCCGGUUCCACCACUUGCCUCGUUUGUCACUCUACCCCACUCUCUGCCUCCUCUCUCAUUCAUACCUGGGUUAAUCCUAACGUAAAAACAAACUCUCUUCUCUCCAUCACAAACUCUCUUCUCUCCAUCACAAACUCUCUUCUCUCCAUCACAAACUCUCAUUCUCUCUUUCCACCAGGUAUUAGCUUCACCAUCUAUAUAGGAUUAUAGGACAUGAUAAAGGGGUUAUACAGGCUCAUGACAAGUCUGACAAUGCAUUAUAAUAACUGCAUUGUAAUGCAUUGUACCUAUAGAGUCUUUAAGUCAAGUGUUAUUAUUAUUUCUGCUAAAGGUAUCGGCUUCGCCAUCUGCAUCAUAGCGCUGUACAUAGCGUUCUACUACAACACCAUCAUGGCGUGGGCCCUGUAUUACCUCCUGGCGUCAUUCCGGCCCACCCUGCCCUGGACCACGUGCUCCAACCCCUGGAACACGGUCAACUGCCUCCACUACCUGUCCACCGACAGCAACGUCACCUGGACCAACACCUCCACCUCGCCCGCCGAGGAGUUCUAUACGUAAGUCAAGACAUGGAAGUGCAAGGUAGGAUGGAGGGAAGAGCAAAGGGAUACCAGGGACAGUAGAGGAGGGAGGGGUAGACGGCAUGAUAGGUUCCAUAGAGAAGAGACGGAGUAGAGACAGAGAGGACAGUGACUGGAUGGGUGGAUGAAAGGCAGAUAUGGAAGAUGGAUAGGUGGAGGGAGAUAGGGAGAAGACGUGGCAGAUAGAAUGGAGGUAAGAAAUAAGAGGGAUUGAUUGAGGAGGCAGUAGGUACUAAAUUGAGGAGAGAUGUUCCCUAUAGGGUAUACAGCCGGUUGAUGGCUACACUUGAAAACAAUUCUAGUUGUUUCAACUAAUUAGUAAUUAGUAACUGGUUCCACAGGCUUUUUUAGUUUAGUCAACUUUUUGGUUAAAGUGUUACCUGAACUUAAAAUGUUUAGUUGGCCCAAACCUAGCUCCAACUUGAGAACUUAGGCCAAAAUUCUGUCAACAUAAAAUGAUGUUUGCUCAAUUUGUUCAUUCAACUAUUAUUUGUGCAUCAACAGUAACUAAAAAGGCUGUGCAACUGGUUACACAUACACACACACAAACAGUGCUUUUAACAUGCAAUGUUUUCAACUUACAUAUUUGACACAGCUUGACAUACAUGUUUACAUUGUGCAUGUUCAUUUAUACAGUAAUUAUUAAUAAACAUGAACUCACAACCUUUUGGUUCACGGGAUUCCGAUCUUCCUGCUAGGGAGAGGGAGAGGGGGAGGGAGAGGAGGAUGGAGAGGGAGAGGUAGGGAAUUACUAGCAUUGAAAAAACUCCCUCAGACCACGGGAAGCUGACUGCUCUCAUCAUUGACUUCAAAUUACAUUUUAUUUGUCACGUGCCGAAUUCAACAGACGUAGACCUUACCGUGAAAUGCUUACUUACAAGCCCUUAACUAACAAUGCAAUUCAAGAAAUAGAGUUAAGAAAAUAUUUACUAAAUAAACUAAAGUAAAAAAAUAAAAUCAAAAAUGAACACAAGAAAAUUACAUAACAAUAACAAGGCUAUAUACAGGGGGUACCGGUACCGAGUCAAUGUGCGGGGGUACAGGUUAGUUGAGGUCAUUUGUAAAGUGACUAUGCAUAGAUAAUAAACAGCGAGUAGCAGCAGUGGGGGGGGGGGGGGGGUCUGUUAAGUAAUUGUAGUAAUUGUAUUUCUAUGGAAUUUCUGGUUCACCCCUAUCUAUCCCACUAAGAGAGAUGUGGUGCUCUGUCAAGGUUUACUCUAUUCUAAUGCAGGUAAAACUCCUCUGGCUUAUGUCUGGCACCAGAAUUCCCAUGUUUUUUUCAUCCGGUAUGUUUUCUUAACUGGUAAACUGGCAUCUAGCUAUAGAUCUCUGUCGCUCGAUCAUUUUUCACCGUGCCAAGUUACCUUAUAUCCUUAUUCAGUUGUGUCAGCAUCAUGUAUCUACAAUAUGUUUAUUCAAUUUUUUUGUAUCUAUCUCUUGCCUACUUUCUUCCUUUUAUGACCCUGGAAAUAAAAUAAAAAGUUGCACACUGCGUUAAUUGAGCGGCCUUCGCCGUGAGGCUGAUACCUAAGCUAAAUAAACACAAGCGAUACUGGCAAGAGCAACUGUUUCUUUUCUUUCAAAAUACCAUCAAAUUAUUCCCACAUAUCUGCUACAAGGAACCUGCCAACCUCAGAUGUACGAAUGCUUUUCCUAUUCUCUCUUGAUCAUAAAUGGCUCCUUUCUCUGUUAUUCUGUCUCAUCCCCCUCUUCUCAACCUUCUUUUCCCGCUCAUCUCUCUCUCUUCUCGCUGAUUCCUCUCUUCCCGAAAAUCCCUCUCCUCUCCCUGAUUGUUCCCCCAUCUCCUCAUCUCUCAUCCCCCUCUCUCCUCACUCCUCUGUCUUUGCCCUCCUCUCCUCAUCCAUUUCGGUCAUCCCUCUCUCCUCUGUUCCGUAUAGGCGUCAGGUACUGCAGGUGCACAUGUCUCCAGGUCUGCACCAGCUUGGCAGUGUGAGUUGGCAGCUGGCUCUCUGUCUCCUGUUCAUCUUCACCAUUGUCUACUUCAGCAUCUGGAAGGGAGUCAAGACCUCUGGCAAGGUGAGCACAGCUGGGGGACGGAGAGGGGGAAGAAGGGAUGGAGAAACAGUAGAUUAACAGUAGGUAACAGUAGGUAAAUACUGUGAACUCUAUUUCUCACUGAUGUCUUCUAUUCAUACUUGCCCUUCUCUCUCUCUGUCAAUCUCUCUUCCUUCCUCUCUCUCUCUCUCCUCCACCCCUCUAUCUCUCUCUCUCUCACACCCACCCACUCUCUCCCCCACCCCUCUCUCUCCCCUACUCCUCUAUCUCUCUCUCACACCCCUCUAUCUCUCUCUCUCUCUCCCCCACCCCUCUCUCUCAGGUGGUGUGGGUGACAGCCACCUUCCCCUACCUUGUCCUGCUGGUGCUGCUCGUUCGUGGGGCUACUCUGCCCGGGGCCUGGAGGGGCGUGGUCUUCUACCUCAAACCUGAUUGGGGGAAACUACUCAGCACCACAGUGAGUUGGCCCACUAUUGGUUUAGGUUUCCAGACAAUCUUGUGUCAUCAUACAACACACUGACACCGAAUCUUACUGCCUGAUGUCUUCCUUAUCUGUAGUUUGUCUCCUUCCCGCUUUCUCAUCCACCCCUCUCUCGCUCUCUCUCUCUCUCCCCCUCUCCCUCCAGGUAUGGAUUGAUGCAGCAGCUCAGAUCUUCUUCUCUCUGGGGCCAGGUUUCGGGGUGCUCCUGGCCUUUGCCAGCUACAACCCCUUUCACAACAACUGCUACAAGUGAGACUCCAUUUCUCUUCAUACAGUAGAAUCUGUUUAUGAAUCUGCCGUAUGGAAUGUAUUUCUCCACGUUGCCAUCUGGUUUAUUUAGCCUGUGACUUGUUGUUAAUCCACUAUUUUUUCUCCCAUCACCCUCUUCACCCCCCCCCCCCCCCCCCCCCCCCCCCUCUCUUUCUCUACCUCUCCCUCUCCCUCUCUCUCAGGGAUGCGUUGGUGACCAGCUCGGUGAAUUGCCUGACCAGUUUCCUCUCUGGGUUUGUCAUCUUUACCGUGCUCGGCUACAUGGCUGAGAUGCGCAAAAUAGGCGUGGAGUCCGUAGCCAAGGAUGCUGGUAAAUCAAUCAAUCAAAUCCCAAAUUGAAAAUCUACUUUUCAUAUGCAGUAGUUGUUGUAUGAUUCUUUUUUUAACAUCAGGGCCUGUAUUCAUAAAGAGUCUCAGAGUUGGAGUGCUGAUCUAGGAUCAGGUGUCCUCCCUCUUCCCUUAUAAUCUUAUUCAAUAUGAUCUUAAAGGCCCAGUGCAAUCAAAAACAUGAUUUUCCUGUGUUUUAUAUAUAUUUUCACGCUAUGAGGUUGGAAUAAUUCUGUGAAAAUGAUGAUAAUGCCAUUUUAGUGUAAGAACUGUUUGAAAAGACCACCUGAAAUUUCAGCCUGUUUUGGUGGGAUGGAGUUUUGGCCUGCCUGGUGACAUCACCAGGCGGUACAUUUGUGUUGACCAAUAAGAAAGAGUUCCAAACCUCUCUGCCAAUAACAGCUAGUCUUUUUUGACCAUUUAACUGAAAACAAUCACAGUAAGGUACUUAAUUGUUACCCAGAAAUGAUUUGAUAUUGAGAUAAAAACGGCUGCAUUGGACCUUUAACGGAAAACUGAUCCUAGAUCAGCACUCCUACUCUGAUACGCUUUAGGAAUACAGGCCCAGAUAGUUCAGAGGUUAUCUGAGUUCAGACAGUAAUUGAAAUCUGGCAAGUGAGUACAGACCAGACCGUGGAUAAUCCUAACAUAAGAAAGAGAGUUCCAAGAGAGCGCAUAACAAAUUCUCUGCUACGGUUCUAGUUACGCUCGCAUACAUCAAGACAGGACUAAGUGCUCACUAUUCCUUUUUGAUAAAGACCCAAUACCACAUAUAAAAGCCUCAGGGACCCGUAUGAAAAUAAUUACAAUGCCUUAAGUGGUUUCAAACAUAAAAGAGGACAGGUAGGAUGCCACAUUUCGACCAUGCGUAUGUGUACCCUUUCCUAACGUGUUGAUUGUCUGUCUCUUCUGCCAGGUCCCAGUCUGCUGUUCAUCAUCUAUGCUGAAGCCAUCGCCAACAUGCCCGCUGCCACCUUCUUUGCCAUCAUCUUCUUCCUCAUGAUCAUCAUGCUGGGGUUGGACAGCACGGUCAGUGGCACAUAUAAACACACACGUGCACACACAGAUGAAUACAAAUAUACAUCCGCGUGCACAAACACACACACACACACACACACACACACACACACACACAAACACAAACAAGCACACACAGUAUUCACACAGAAUUAUUAGACUGGUUUUCAAAUCGAUUGUCUGUUUUUUUAUCAGUUCUCUGUUCUUACAUAAUUGUACUUCUAUUAUGUGUACUAAUUUAUUUAACCCAGGCUCAGGUUGUGUUGAGUGUGUAUUCAGCCAAUCAGGCUCAUAGCGUGGGGGGUGGGGGGUACUGUCAACAGAAUUGAUUAUUAUGCUGAAGAAACAGUUUGUGUCUGUUGGUCUUUCUGUCUGGGUUUGCUGUUUAUUGCCAUUUUCUAUAGCUGCGCUGUGAUUUUUCUUCUCUCUCUCACUCAUCACUCUCCAUCUGUCUCUCCUUUUCUCUCUCUCCCUCUCUCUCCCUCUCUCUCUCUCUCUCUCUCUCUCUCUCUCUCUCUCUCUCUCUCUCUCUCUCUCUCUCUCUCUCUCUCUCUCUCUCUCUCUCUCUCUCUCUCUCCUCUGAGCUUCUCCUCUCAAUUCAAUUUCAGUUUAAUGUUUCUUCCUUCUUGUCUCCCUGUAUAGUUUGCCGGUCUGGAGGGGGUGAUCACAGCCAUGCUGGAUGAGUUCCCCCAGUUGUUGUCUAGGAGGAGGGAGUGGUUUGUCCUGGGCCUGGUGUGUGUCUGCUACCUGGGAGCCCUCUCCACCCUCACCUACGUGAGUCUCCUCUCCACCCAGCCUCAGUCCCACUCCCACCCAGCCUCAGUCCCACUCCCACCCAGCCUCAGUCCCACUCCCACCCAGCCUCAGUCCCACUCCCACCCAGCCUCAGUCCCACUCCCACCCAGCCUCAGUCCCACUCCCACCCAGCCUCAGUCCCACUCCUACCCAGCCUCAGUCCCACUCCCACCCAGCCUCAGUCCCACUACCACCCAGCCUAAGUCCCACUCUACCCAGCCUCAGUCCCACUCUACCCAGCCUCAGUCCCACUCCCACCCAGCCUCAGUCCCACUACUACCCAGCCUCAGUCCCACUCUACCCAGCCUCAGUCCCACUCUACCCAGCCUCAGUCCCACUCCCACCCAGCCUCAGUCCCACUCCCACCCAGCCUCAGUCCCACUCCCACACAGCCUCAGUCCCACUACCACCCAGCCUCAGUCCCACUCCCACCCAGCCUCAGUCCCACUCUACCCAGCCUCAGUCCCACUCCCACUCAGCAUCAGUCCCACUCCCACCCAGCCUCAGUCCCACUCCCACCCAGCCUCAGUCCCACUCUACCCAGCCUCAGUCCCACUCUACCCAGCCUCAGUCCCACUCCCACCCAGCCUCAGUCCCACUCCCACCCAGCCUCAGUCCCACUACCACCCAGCCUCAGUCCCACUCUACCCAGCCUCAGUCCCACUCCCACCCAGCCUCGGUCCCACUCCCACCCAGCCUCGGUCCCACUCCCACCCAGCCUCAGUCCCACUCCCACCCAGCCUCGGUCCCACUCCCACCCAGCCUCGGUCCCACUCCCACCCAGCCUCGGUCCCACUCCCACCCAGCCUCAGUCCCACUCCCACCCAGCCUCGGUCCCACUCCCACCCAGCCUCGGUCCCACUCCCACCCAGCCUCAGUCCCACUCUACCCAGCCUCAGUCCCACUCUACCCAGCCUCAGUCCCACUCCCACCCAGCCUCAGUCCCACUCUACCCAGCCUCAGUCCCACUCCCACCCAGCCUCAGUCCCACUACCACCCAGCCUCAGUCCCACUCUACCCAGCCUCAGUCCCACUCCCACCCAGCCUCGGUCCCACUCCCACCCAGCCUCAGUCCCACUCUACCCAGCCUCAGUCCCACUCCCACCCAGCCUCAGUCCCACUCCCACCCAGCCUCAGUCCCACUACCACCCAGCCUCAGUCCCACUCUACCCAGCCUCAGUCCCACUCUACCAAGCCUCAGUCCCACUCCCACCCAGCCUCAGUCCCACUCCCACCCAGCCUCAGUCCCACUACCACCCAGCCUCAGUCCCACUCUACCCAGCCUCAGUCCCACUCCCACCCAGCCUCGGUCCCACUCCCACCCAGCCUCGGUCCCCCUCCCACCCAGCCUCGGUCCCACUCCCACCCAGCCUCGGUCCCACUCCCACCCAGCCUCAGUCCCACUCCCACCCAGCCUCAGUCCCACUACCACCCAGCCUCAGUCCCACUCUACCCAGCCUCAGUCCCACUCCCACCCAGCCUCGGUCCCACUCCCACCCAGCCUCGGUCCCACUCCCACCCAGCCUCAGUCCCACUCCCACCCAGCCUCGGUCCCACUCCCACCCAGCCUCGGUCCCACUCCCACCCAGCCUCGGUCCCACUCCCACCCAGCCUCGGUCCCACUCCCACCCAGCCUCGGUCCCACUCCCACCCAGCCUCGGUCCCACUCCCACCCAGCCUCAGUCCCACUCCCACCCAGCCUCGGUCCCACUCCCACCCAGCCUCGGUCCCACUCCCACCCAGCCUCGGUCCCACUCCCACCCAGCCUCGGUCCCACUCCCACCCAGCCUCAGUCCCACUCCACCCAGCCUCCGUCCACUUGGCUCAUUACCCAGGGUGUUGUCCUUUCAUCCAAUCCGUUUUUUUGCUGGUUAUUUAGCAAUGUCCAUAAUCUCCUAAAUGUCAUGAAGCGAUGCUGGUGGGAAAUAAGUGGAAAAUAAGCUAAAGUGGAACAUCAGCAGUAUUUACUGUAUAAAUGUCUCUAUAGCUAUAGUCUCUAUAGGCUCUAUAGCUUGUUUCCCAACACCCAUGCGUUUCUCUGGAACUGUGUUUUAGGGAGGUGCGUUUGUGGUGAAACUGUUUGAGGAGUACGCCACGGGACCUGCUGUCAUCACUGUGGUCUUCCUAGAAGUCAUCGCCGUUUCCUGGUUCUAUGGUAAACAGCUGACAAUUAUAUUGGCCCACAUAGUCACAUAGUCUGAUAUUUUUGGAGUCAUCUUUUUUUGUUGUUGAUUUAAUGGAUGUGUGUAUAUGAUUGGUUUGUAACCUGACUGCACUAGAAAUGUCUCAUUUGGGACAAUAAAGACAAUGGAUUGAUAAGUCGAUUGAUUGAUUUCUAUUCCAUAUUGAGACACUAAAGUGUGUGUGCAUGUGUUUAAUUGUGUGUCUUUGUGUCCAUUUUCAGGCACGAGUCGUUUCUGCGCUGAUGUCCAUAUGAUGCUGGGCUUCUCCCCUGGACUGUUCUGGAGGGUGUGCUGGGUAGCCAUCUGCCCCAUCUUCCUACUGGUGAGCCCCCCCGCGCACACACACACACACACACCAGCUGUAUAUACCUGUUCGAAACACCACCUCCUCUAUGUCUCAUCUCUCCUCAGUUCAUCAUUAUCAGUUUCCUAGCGUUCCCCCCGGAGGUGAAGUUGUUUGACUACAUCUACCCACCCUGGACCACUGUUCUGGGCUACUGCAUCGGAGUGUCCUCCUUCAUCUGUGUACCAGCCUAUAUGGUGUACCACCUGCUCACCACCAAAGGGACCUUUAAACAGGUAAGAGCCACCAGAGGGCUUGGGGUGGGCCUCUCCCCCUCCAGUCCCCCUUCCGUCCCCCUGCCAUCACCAGGCUAAUAACAGAGGGCACAAUCAAAGGGAGAGAUGCAGAGAGUAGGAAUACAAGCCACGACGGCUUCCAGACCUUACGGUUUAGACACACACACACACACACACACACACACACACACACAAACAUAGACAAGCGACAGACACCGCGGCACCUGCACACUGUCACGUUGCCAAGCCAGAAAACAGCUCCUUGUUUGAGAAGACAGACAUACAGACAUGGUACACACAGCACCUUCCUCCCUCCUCUCCCUGCCUUUGAUAAACCUGUCAUCCAGUAAGCCCAGUGUUUGACCUAGUGCCACACCACACAAUGGGACUGAAAGACAGUGUCAGCAGAGGGGUGUGUGUGUGUUACGUGUGUGUUCUGGUCAUACAUCUGUGUUAGUGUGUGUUACGUGUGUGCGGGUUGUAUGCCUAACCUACUGCUGCGGCCAGUGAGCGUAGACAGAUGUAACAGAGCGAGGUCAGAAGGACAUCAAGUCUGUGUGACAGCACUCAAUAAGAACGAUCUGUUGGGUUACGCCACAGUUAUACCAGGCACUACUUCUUGCGCUCAAACUACCCCUCUCUUUUCUGUCCCUCCCUUCCUUAUCCCUUAGCGUCUCCUGAAGGGCAUCACCCCUGUACCCAGUGGGCCUCACAGUGACAUUAUCAUCACCCACACCGUCUGAUCAAGUGGUCUGACCAGGCCAGGUGGACUACACCACCCUCUGCUGGAUAUAGAGCACAACUGCAGGACCAGGGAGGGUUCGUCCCCUCCCCCACUUCUCCUCCAGAACUCCCACAGCAGACUUCAGCACAAAGGCACCCCAUCCAUCCUACUGACCCCAGGGCUGAGGUGGGGCGCUGGGCCACACUGUCUGCAGCAUCCCACCUCCUCCGUCAUCUCCCUCCUGGCUCAUUCU